This is a messenger RNA of Mercenaria mercenaria, 1504 nucleotides long. RefSeq names its product neurotrypsin-like. NCBI's taxonomy places the organism in Eukaryota, Metazoa, Mollusca, Bivalvia, Venerida, Veneridae. The coding region runs from base 50 to 1348 and encodes 432 amino acids. The record is from RefSeq and is a predicted model, not a curated record. The transcript is spliced from 8 exons. Gene Ontology annotation, cellular component: membrane.
GUUCCCCGUGUGGCGCACACUUCAUUCUUUGGAAAUGCAAUGAAAGGACAUGGGUGACAUCAGAAAAAAUAUAUUGGCAUUAGGCCUUGUGAUUUUGGUGGUGGAAUAUACGUUUGUUAUUUGCGAUGGAAUACGCUGGACAAAAUACCAUUACAAUGGCAAUACUGGCCAUGAACACGUCGAACCGAGAGAAAAAGCCUUUACUGCUGAAGUAAAGGACCCUGUUGCAUGCGCCAAGCUAUGUCACACAAGCGGUGUUUGCAAAAGUUUUUCCUUUCAAGCAGAAACUGACGAGUGUUCAGGAUGCAGAACACCCCAUUGUGAUGCAGUAGCCACCGAAAACCCAAAGGACUCUGCAACAUCAGUGUUCUUUUCAACUGCCAAGGAGCCCAGUGGACCUUCAUCUGUACGUUUAGCUGGUGGACACCUUGAGUAUGAGGGAAGGCUAGAAGUGUUUCAAAAUGGACAGUGGGGAGCAGUCUGCAAUGACAGUUUUGGCACGAAAGAAGCAAUGGUUGCUUGCAAAAUGCUAAACUUAACAUGGGAUUAUGCGAAAACGUAUCCUAGUGCUCACUUUAAUGAGAGUACACUACCAGUCCUUCUUGGUGAUGUUUCAUGUUCCGGUUCGGAGAACAGCCUUUUCGAGUGUAUGCAUCGUGCUUGGGGCGAAGCUGAUUGUAGACAUGGUGAGAAUGUUGGAAUGUCCUGUGCACCAGUUUCUUCCGUACGUUUAGUACAUGCAUUUUACGAGUGGACUGGAAGACUACAGGUGUUUCAUAAUAAACAGUGGACCGCAGUGUGCGCCGACAGUUUUGAUACAGAAAAAGCAAUGGUUGUUUGCAACAUGCUCAACUUCACUUGGGCACAUGUGAAAACAGUUCCUAUAUUUUACAACAAUUCAAAGGAUACAACAAAAUUACGUCUGGAUGAUUUUUCAUGCACUGGGUCGGAGAGAAGCCUGUCUGAAUGUCCUCACUAUUCUAUAGGCAAAAGCGAUUGUAGUCUUGACGAAAUUGUCGAAAUAACUUGUGCACCAGUCUUUCAUAUACGACUCGCCGAUGCAGAGAGUUUACGCAAAGGACGUGUUCAGGUAUCUUAUGAUGGGAAACAGUGGUUCUCUAUGUGUGGGUUUGGGUUUGACAAAAAUGCUGCUAAAGUUUUGUGCAGAAUGUUAGGAUACGAAACAUCGAGUCCAAACCAUGAUGUCGUUGCCGAUUAUGAUGGUGCUGCGUUCCUCACCGUAAUCAAAUGUACGGGGUCAGAAGAUUCCUUGCUGCUCUGUACGAUUUUUGUACCUCCGGAAGGAGACUGUGAUGAUAAGGAAGUCAUUACAGUUGAAUGUCCUUGAACAAGUUGCCACUUGUUGAAAUUCAAUUUAACUGUUCUAGAAAAAAGCUAUUGACAGACCAUUUUUCAAAAUAAUGUUUUGUUAUUCUUAUUGCCGUAUCUGAUUGAUUACCAUACUGUACAAUCGGGUGAGAUUAAAUUUGAGAGCAUUGAACAA